AUGACAUUUUUGUCAUUUAACUCAAUAAUUGCCUACCUUAAUAUUGUUAAAUUACUUCAUAAACAAGCCAGGCUGCCCGAUUCCUUGCCGGAAAUUGGCAUUGAUCCUUCUAAGUAUGCUGGACAUAGUUUUCGGCGAGGAGGUGCUUCGUUUGCCUUUAAUUGUGAUGUCCCUACUGAUCUUAUUCAAUUGUAG
Molecule: messenger RNA, 195 nt
Organism: Patella vulgata (common limpet)
Lineage: Eukaryota; Metazoa; Mollusca; Gastropoda; Patellidae
Exons: 4
Coding region: 1-195 (64 amino acids)
Source: RefSeq, a predicted model, not a curated record